Messenger RNA from Labrus bergylta (ballan wrasse), 1860 nucleotides. The record is from RefSeq and is a predicted model, not a curated record. Lineage: Eukaryota; Metazoa; Chordata; Actinopteri; Labriformes; Labridae.
AUGGGAUGCUGCGGUAGCACGGAGAGGACAAAGAGAGAAUGGAGACCGCUGGAGGACCGGAGCUCCACAGACCUGCCCUGGUUCCUGCUCUUCAUCGUCUUCUGCGUUGGCAUGGGCAGCAUCUGUGGAUUCACUGUUGCCACCGGCGGCGCCGCACGUCUCGUAUACGGAUAUGAUAGCUAUGGCAACACCUGUGGUCAACGCAACGAGCAGAUCGAAGGGGUCCGGCUCAGUGGGCUCGACCACACGGACAGAAAGUUUGUGUUCUUCUUGGACCCGUGUAACAUCGACAUCGUUCAGAGGAAAAUCAAAUCUGUGGCUCUGUGUGUGUCUCUGUGCCCCCCUGAAACCAUGAACACCUACCAGGACCUGCAGAGGUUCGCCAUGAUUAACGGUUCGGAGUUGUGUUCUUACGAGUUAGCGGGUCAUAAAUAUCCAGGUCUGCCUGAGAGGUUCUCCAAAUGUCCCAAACUUCCUGUUCCCCCCAGUAAGCCCCUCCCCGUGUUUAACCGCUGCACGCCGCUGGAUGUUUCGUGUUAUGCGAAGUUUGCGGAGGCCGUGGUGACGUUUGUGGGCGAUAACAGCGUCCUGCACCGCCUGAUCGCCGGCGUCGCCAGCAGCAAAGAGAUCAUCAUCGGACUGUGUGUGCUGGCUCUAGUCCUCUCUAUGAUCCUCAUGGUGAUCAUUCGCUACAUCUCCGCCGUCCUCGUCUGGAUCCUCACCGCGCUGGUCGUCCUUGGAUCCCUCGGGGGGACCAGCGUUCUCUGGUGGCUGUACAUCGAUCACCGGCUGUAUGGGAACGACACCUCCCCUAAAGUGGUGAAGGAGGAGGAGGAGGAGGAGGUCAGGCAGGACGUUGGGCAGGCGCUGCUCGUCUAUGCUGCCGCUGCCACCGUCUUCACCAUCAUCCUCUUCCUUUUGAUGCUCUUCAUGAGGAGGCGUGUCUCUCUGACCAUCGCUCUGUUUCACGUGGCAGGGAAAGUCUUCCUGCACCUUCCCCUCCUCACCCUGCAGCCCUUCGUCACCUUCCUGGCUCUCCUGCUGUUCUGGAUGUACUGGGUCCUGGUUCUGCUCUUCCUUGGGACCACUGGUAACCCAGUGCAGAAUGAGGAGACAGGUCUGACUGAGUUCAGACUGACCGGUCCUCUGCAGUACCUGACCUGGUACCACGCCGUGGGUCUGAUCUGGAUCACUGAGUUCAUCCUGGCCUGUCAGCAGAUGACUGUGGCCGGUGCCGUGGUCACAUACUACUUCACCAGGGACAAGAACCGUCUCCCACUGACCCCCAUCCUGUCCUCCGUCCUGAGGCUGGUCAGGUAUCACCUGGGCACUGUCGCCAAAGGAUCCUUUAUAAUUACACUGGUCAAGAUCCCCCGACUCAUCCUCAUGUACAUACACAACCAGCUCAAAGGAAAGGAGAAUGCGUGUGCUCGCUGCCUGCUGAAAACUUGUAUCUGCUGUCUGUGGUGUUUGGAGAAGUGCCUCAACUAUCUCAAUCAGAAUGCAUAUGCAGCCACAGCCAUCAACAGCACCAGUUUCUGCACGUCUGCUCGUGACGCCUUCGUGAUUCUGGUGGAGAACGCUCUGCGCGUCGCUACAAUCAACGCCAUCGGAGACUUCGUGCUCUUCCUGGGGAAGAUCCUGAUUGUGACGUCAACAGCGUUCGCCGGCGUCCUCCUCCUCAACUACCAGCGGGAUUACGCUGAGUGGCUGCUGCCUCUGAUCAUCGUGUGUCUCUUCUCCUUCCUCGUGGCUCACUGCUUCCUGUCCAUCUUUGAGAUCGUGGUGGACGUCCUCUUCCUGUGCUUCGCCAUCGACACCAAGUACAACGACGGACUCCGGGGAAGGAGUUCUUCAUGA